Molecule: messenger RNA, 564 nt
Organism: Zea mays
Lineage: Eukaryota; Viridiplantae; Streptophyta; Magnoliopsida; Poales; Poaceae
Exons: 3
Coding region: 1-456 (151 amino acids)
Source: RefSeq, a predicted model, not a curated record
AUGCCGGGCUGCCGGGCGGGUUCGCUUCACUUCCAGAUCUGGAAGCACGAGCACGAUCGAUCGUGCAGUGCAGGUCCUGAUGUGAGGCGGCACUGCUGCUUCGAGGCGCAGCUGCACGCGCUCCAGGCGGAUCCGGCCACGUUCACGUCUGAUCCCGAGGACGCCGAGGACUUCGCCGCGUGGAGCAAGGAGGCGCUCUCCCAGGCCGCCGCAGAGAUGCAGGGUUUUUCCUGUGAAUCUGAUAAAGCAUGGGUAGCGCAAGCAGAGAUGCAGGGUUUUUCCUGCGAUAUUAUGUUUACUGAUAAGGAGCUAGAUAUAAUUGAGAUGGCUGUGUACGGGGACGUCAUUCGUCCAGGGAAGCAAUGUCGCUGCAGAAUAGUAGCCGAGGUGCUCGGGCAGGUGAAGCCAACGAAUCGCAUGGCUGCAUGUGAGUUACCAGACAAAGGUGCCUCUUAAAAUGUAUAAUUCAAAUAAAUUGGUUUCGACUCUCACCUGUCAGAACACAACCUUUUGUAGCGCAGUUGAUUCCAUUCAACAGGGGAACUUGAGUUCUUCUCACAAGGC